Molecule: messenger RNA, 626 nt
Organism: Lactuca saligna
Lineage: Eukaryota; Viridiplantae; Streptophyta; Magnoliopsida; Asterales; Asteraceae
Source: the annotation of a GenBank genome assembly
AUGGGAAGGCCUAAGUUAGAUCCUAAUCUUACCCAUUGGAGAAGAGGUGGAAGAGGAGGUGGUAAAGGCAAUAGAGGUGGAAGAGGAGGUGGUAGAGGUGAACCUAAUGCUAAGGUUGAACCUGAGUUUGAGGUUAAACCUGAGGUUGAGGUUAAACCUGAGUUUGAGGUUAAACAUGAUGUUGUGGAUGAGGGGGAUGGAAUUGAUAUAUCAGAUAUGGAUAUAAUAGUCAGUUCCAUUCUAAAUUUGAGGUCAUCAAACUACAGUGAUGCUGAAAUAAUGUCUGUUCUUGGAAUUAAUGAAUCUCAAUUGAAGGAGUUUGGGUGUUUAAAUGUGGAAACCAAUGUUCAAGAAGAGACUCAAACAGUACAAGUGAAUGAAGAAGAGAUCAAUGAAGAAGAGGUCAAUGAUGAGGAUAUGCAAGAAAUCAUGAGGAGCAACACCCAACAAAUCAGAAGGAGGAAGCCAUCAGAAUGGAUAACUGAGUUAAAGUUGAAGAAGCAGGUGGUGAGCAACUUUGGGAUGACUAAAAGCACACCACUUAAUGUUGAAUAGGGCAAAUGAUUGUGAUAUGGUAGCCCCUUUUUUGUAAUUAAGUCAUUGUGUUGGCUUUAUAUAACUCUUUG